Messenger RNA from Helianthus annuus (common sunflower), 2490 nucleotides. Its product is annotated as subtilisin-like protease SBT4.14. The transcript has 11 exons. Gene Ontology annotation, molecular function: serine-type endopeptidase activity. The record is from RefSeq and is a predicted model, not a curated record. NCBI's taxonomy places the organism in Eukaryota, Viridiplantae, Streptophyta, Magnoliopsida, Asterales, Asteraceae. Gene Ontology annotation, biological process: proteolysis. The coding region runs from base 160 to 2400 and encodes 746 amino acids.
AACAUAAGACCAAAAUCUUUCUUUAAGGUUUUCCAAUGGAGACAUACUCAACUAAGAAGUUAACCCACUAUUUAUAAUCCACACAAAGCUACUAUCUCCAUGCUAUCUUUUUGUUGUCGGUAAGUAUAGUUCACUAAAACAAACAUAAGCUAUCCAAGGAUGUCGAGAUGCUUACUUUUGGUUUACGGUUUUAUACUCUUUUUCAUUACAAGAGGUCACUUGUUAGGAGUUAAAGGAGAAAUAAAGAACUAUUACAUUGUCUUCUUGAGCGAUCAGUCGGUUAACAAAGAAUCCAAGGCAAAUACACACAUCAGCCUCCUAUCGGCAUUGAAAGGAAGUGAGCUAGAUGCAAAGAAGGCCCAUGUCUAUAGUUAUACAAAAAGCUUUAACGCGUUUGCAGCAAAGCUCUCAGAAUCUGAAGCUAGAGACUUAUCUGGUAUGGAUGGUGUGCAAUCUGUGAUUUUAAAUCAGUACCGCAAACUACAUACAACAAGAUCAUGGGAUUUUAUAGGAUUUCCUCAAACAGCAAGAAGAAAGAAGCUUGAAAGCGAUGUUAUUAUCGGUGUUAUGGAUACAGGAAUAACCCCGCAAUCUGAAAGCUUUAAUGACAAUGGAUUUGGCCCUCCACCUGCAAAAUGGAAAGGGUCUUGUCAUCAUUUUGCUAACUUUUCAGGAUGCAACAACAAGCUUAUAGGUGCCAAGUACUUCAAGCUAGACGGAAAUCCAGAUCCUGGUGACAUUCUAUCACCGGUGGACACGGACGGGCAUGGGACCCACACGUCAUCGACUGCAGCUGGAAGCCCAGUCCAUAAUGCAGAGCUAUUCGGUUUAGCCAAAGGUACAGCACGUGGGGCAGUGCCAUCAGCUAGGGUUGCAAUGUACAAGGUCUGUUGGGCUAGCUCAGGUUGCUCAGACAUGGACUUGUUAGCUGGGUUUGAUGCAGCCAUUCAUGAUGGAGUUGAUAUUAUAUCAAUCUCAAUAGGUGGUCUAACUGGUGCCUACACAAGUGAUACUAUGUCUGUGGCUUCGUUUCACGCCAUGAAUAAGGGCAUUCUUACUGUGGCUUCUGCUGGGAAUGAUGGGCCUAGUUUAGGCAGUGUUACGAAUCACGCACCAUGGCUUUUGACUGUGGCGGCCAGUGGCAUUGACCGAGGGUUCCAAAGCAAAGUUGUAUUGGGUAACGGGAAGACUCUAACUGGAAUUGGGAUAAAUGGUUUUAACCCAAAGCAAAAGCUUUACCCAAUCACCAGUGGAGCUGAUGUGGCCAUAAACUCCGAAAGCCAAGAGAGUGCAGGGUUUUGCCUGGAAAACACUUUGGACCCGAGUAAAGUGAAGGGGAAGCUUGUUGAGUGUAAGCUAGGGACUUGGGGUUCUGAUUCAGUUAUCAAAGGACUCGGAGGAGUGGGGACCAUCAUUGAAAGUGAAGUGUUUCUAGAUACUCCCAUGAUUUUCAUGGCACCUGCAACCAUGGUUAAUUCUACUGCUGGUGAAAUCAUCAGUAAAUAUAUACAUUCCACUAGAUCACCAUCUGCAGUGAUACACAAGUCUGAACAAGUGAAGGUUUCAGCUCCUUUUGUUGCUACAUUUUCAUCAAGGGGUCCAAAUCCAGGAACAAAACAUGUACUAAAGCCAGAUAUUGCAGCACCAGGAGUUGACAUCUUGGCAGCCUAUACCCCUCUACAUACACUCACUGGGCUACAAGGCGAUACACAGUACUCAAAAUUUACCAUAAUGUCUGGAACUUCUAUGGCUUGUCCACAUGUUGCAGGGACGGCUGCCUAUGUUAAAUCUUUCCAUCCAAAUUGGUCCCCUGCAGCGAUAAAAUCAGCUAUUAUGACCUCAGCAAGACCUAUGAGCUCAAGGGUUAACCAAAAUGCUGAGUUGGACUAUGGUGUUGGUCAACUGAACCCUAGACGGGCCGUGAGUCCAGGGUUGAUCUAUGAUAUGGACAGUAUGUCCUAUGUACAGUUUCUAUGCCAUGAGGGAUACGACGGAUCAUCAAUCGCAACUUUGAUUGGUUCCAAAUCAAAGAUUGAUUGUGCCUCAUUGCUUCCACCACUUGUCAGUGAAGACGCCAUUAACUACCCUACCAUGCAACUUACGUUAAAGAAGAAGAAAGGGAUAACUACAGGCAUUUUCAGAAGAAGUGUAACUAAUGUAGGCCAUGAUAAAUCUAUUUACAAUGCCAACAUUAGAGCACCAAAAGGAGUGAACAUAACAGUCGAACCAACGACCCUUUCGUUCUCACAUGCCUCACAAAGGAGAAGCUUCAAAGUUACGGUGAGUGCAAACUUUAACGUUAGCAAGAAACUUGUGGUUUCAGGAUCAUUGAUAUGGAGAAGUUGUUGUAAUAUUGUAAGGAGUCCAAUUGUUGUUGUUAAUCCACAAUAUGAGAGUUGAGGAGGGAUAUAGAUUACAUAGUGAAUAAAGUUUGCUGCUAAUUUCUCAGUGUGUUUAUAUUUGUAAUGGAUAUGGCAAAUGCAGCAUAAA